Messenger RNA from Euleptes europaea (tarantolino), 1980 nucleotides. RefSeq names its product pleckstrin homology like domain family B member 3 (gene PHLDB3). The record is from RefSeq and is a predicted model, not a curated record. The transcript has 15 exons. The coding region runs from base 3 to 1979 and encodes 658 amino acids. Lineage: Eukaryota; Metazoa; Chordata; Lepidosauria; Squamata; Sphaerodactylidae.
AAAUGGUUCUCCAGAAUGCAGAUGCCAUGGGGGUGCUCAGCCAGUCGGAAGCAUAUCCUUGUCCAGCUGCCUUGGAGAAGGCUCAUUUGGAGGAUGUGUGUCUGCUGAAAUGCCAUCGGUCACCAGAGAAGGAGGGAUCCCUGACUCGGGGUAGUGCAAGAGGAGACUUGCUCUCUUCGGAGAGUGUUUCUAGUCCCGGGGGCAACUCCAGUGACAGUAUGGAAGAUGAUGAGGCCAGCAGCACGGAGAGCGCCCAGAAAGGGUAUGAGAGUCCCAGCGCAGGAAGAAAUGGGUGUCCCACGAAAUGUGAUCACCCGCCGCCACCCCGUUAUCAAGGUCUGAGCAAGAUCUCGGCUCUCGAGAACAGGAUCAAGGAGCUGCAUCACCGGAAGAAGGAGGUGAACAUCGAGUUGGAGUUGGAAGGGGCCUUGCUGGAAGGAGAACUGAAGGGAGAGAGGCAGGAGCUGCGGCGGGAAGAGGAGCGGCUGGUAGAGCUGCAGAGGCGGCUGGUGGAGACGGAGCGCAGGUGCCAAGCCGAGCGAGAGAAGGAGAAGGCGCGGCUGCAGGAGGAACGCCACAAGGUUGAGGAACUGCAGCGGCAGCAUGCUGAGUCGCAGACUCAUCUCGACAACCAGCCCGAAUCCAUGCGGGAGCGGAUGCAGAGUCAGCUUCAGGAGACAUCUGAGAUGCUUGAUGGAGCCUUACGGAGCUAUGAGGAUCUAGAGUUCCAGCAGCUGGAGAAGGACAGCCGUUUGGAGGAGGAGAAAGAAGCCACCUGCCAGGCCCUGGCUCAGGAGAUCACGCAGCUUCAGAACAACAUUAACCAGAGGAAGAGGAAGGUGCAGAGGUUGGAAGGGCAGGCCCGUUUGACGCAGGAACAGAUGGUGGGCGAGAGCCAGCGAUUUGAACAGGAGAAGGGAGAGGCCGUCCGGAGUCUCAACGUGGAGAAAAACCGUCUAAUGGACAUGGGCCAAGCGUAUUUAGAAGAGAAUGGGGGGGACUCUGCAGACACUGAGCAAUCCCUCACUCAGCUCACUUUCACCCAAAAAACGGAUCGGAAGGUCAUUGUGUUGGGCUCCGACCAGUCCGACUCGUCCUCCUGUGUCUUCUCCGUCCGCAGCUCUGUCAAGGGCUCAAUCGGACUGCAGAGAACCGCAAGUCUGCCCCGGAGGCGUGGGGAUCGCCUUGCCACCAGAACAGCACAGCGCCCCCUCUCAAUGCACGGUGCUCUGGACCCCAGCGUGCUGGCAGCGCAGCUCUCUGGCGGGGGCAGCGGGUCCUACCUGGGCGGCACUGGCCUGCAGUACUCGCGUCUCAACAACCCCCUCUUCCAGCUGUUGGGCGGCCAAGGGGCCGUGGGCCAGCUGGGAGGGACCACUCAAGGAGCUUACAGCCUGGGGAAUUGCAUCACCACACUGGCUGAGAUGGAACGGAAGGUUCGGGAAGCCAUGGCAGAGCGGGAACGGCUGCUGCAGGAAAGGGAAGCCAAGAGAGUUGCUGAGGAGGCCAGACGCAUGGAGCUGCCCCCAUCGACCAAGACUCCUGACCCUGUGGAGAUCCAAGAGCCGAAGCUGGCCGCAUUCGACCUGCGUAAACACCUGGAGGCGUCAGGGCACAGUGUGGAUACCUGCCCGCAGGUGCGGGUAAGCAGCAAGGCCUGCAAAGGUUACCUUGUUAAGAUGGGCGGCAGGAUCAAGACCUGGAAAAAGCGCUGGUUCACCUUUGACCGCCAGAAGCGUGUCCUGGCAUACUAUGCAGACAAAGAGGAGACCAAGCUCAAAGGUGUGAUUUACUUCCAAGCUAUCGAAGAAGUCUAUUAUGACCAUCUCCGCAGUGCCUUCAAGAGCCCCAAUCCCAAGCUGACCUUCUGUGUCAAGACAUACGACCGUCUUUUCUGCAUGGUGGCGCCUAGUCCAGAGGCCAUGCGCAUCUGGAUAGACGCGAUCGUCACAGCAGCAGAGGAGAAUGCUCGCUACUAAA